GGUGGUUUUAUAGAGGUCGAAUACUUAUUUCUGUAUCAAAGAGAUCUUUAAUCAAGGCUUUUGCCUUCUUGAAUAAUUCAGAAAAGGCUUCAAUGUCAUUUGCCUUGCCUUCUUUAUACGUUUGAGGUAGAUUUUGUGUGGUAUUUAUCAUAUUAUCAGCAUGAUUUAUGACUGAUGAUAAAUCACUUUCUACUUUUUGAAGGUACUUUGAUAAGAGCAAAGUGAAGCUAAAUAAAAACUCGCAAGUAACUAGUGAGAUGAAAAAUACUCUUCUCAUUUCCAGAAAGAAGACAACUCUUGAAGAGUGGCUAUUAUAGUUGGAAUGAGCUCUAAAAAUUUAUUGAUGGCGUCCUUCCGCUCAAUGAACCUAGUCUCACACAAUCCCAAAAGGGAUGGUGGGGCGGAGGUGCCGCAAGUGGCCAAGGAGUCAUUACUUGAUGAGGCGUCCCAGCAGGAGCCAUUACCGGAACAACUUAACCUCAAAAGAGAAUUGGACUUGUUCAGUGCUGUCAGCCUAAUCCUCAGUAUUAUGAUAGGAGGAGGUAUCUUUGUGUCACCAUCUAGUGCCUUACAAAGAGCUGGUUCUGUAGGGGAGGCUUUGAUAGUCUGGAUCGUCUGUGGGCUUCUGUCUCUUUUGGGAGCACUGGCGUUUGCUGAGCUGAGUACGGUAGUACCACAAUCUGGGGCAGAGUAUACCUACUUCAGGGCUGCCUACUCGCCCCUCCACAAGUUCUGGGGCCCUCUUCCUAGCUUUAGCUUCAUUUGGGUUGUUGUGCUCAUCUUGAGGCCUGCAGAGGGUGCUAUAAUCAUCCUCAUAUUUGCUGAGUACGUGUACCAACCAGUAGCCAACAUAUUUGACCCUCAACUUUGUCCACUUUACCAGGAAUACAUCAAGAAAAUUAUUGCUUUAUUGGCAUUAGGAAUAACAACAUACAUUAACACAAGAAGUGUGAAACUGUUUGUCAAGAUGCAAAACGUACUUUCAUCGUGUAAGAUAGUUGUCUGUAUGAUAGUAAUUGCCGGAGGGAUCUACAAUCUAAGUCAAGGAAAUAUAGAGCAUCUAAGUACAGGGUUUGAAGGAUCAAAAACUGGAAUAAAAGAUAUAAUACUUUCCUUAUAUAGUGGGCUUUGGACAUAUGAUGGAUGGACUUCCGUGAGUUUAGUUUCUGAAGAGGUUAAAAAUCCACAAAAAAACAUUCUCCGUAGUAUAUUGAUAGCUGUGCCUCUAGUCAUGGUUCUAUUUGUCAUGAUGAAUGUUGCGUACAUGUCCGUCCUCACAGUGCCAGAGAUGAUUUCAGUUCCUGCUGUUGCUGUAGCAUUUGGCGACAGAAUUCUUGGACCUCUUAAAUUUAUCAUUCCAGUAGGAGUUGCUCUGUCAUCAUUCAGCUGUUCAAUGGCCAGUCAGUUUGGUGUAGCCAGGUUAACAUUUGCGGCCGGACGAGAAGGUCACAUGCCAGAAGCUCUUUCCUAUAUUCAUAUACACAGAUAUACUCCUGCUCCAGCUGUCGUGUUACAGGGUGUGCUAACGUCCCUCUUCAUUUUAUCUGGAAGAAUCGUCACUCUUAUAGAAUUCGCCAGCUUCCUCAUCUGGUCCUUUUAUGGAUUUGCUUUCACGGCUCUCAUAAUUCUCAGGAAAACAAGACCUAAUGCUCUCAGGCCAUACAAGGUACCAAUAGGAAUCCCUAUCUUUCUAGCCUUGCUGUCUGUAGUGCUUGCAGCAGUUCCCAUAGUGAUGGAUCCAUCCCCGGGACACAUCGGUGCUGUCAUGUUCAUCAUUCUGGGAUUCAUGGUCUACUAUCCUUUGAUCUACAAGGGAUAUAAGCUGCCAUUCGCUGAAAAAUUGUACUACUUGGUCCAAGUUGUAAUGGAAGCAUCGCCACCAACUGAAAUACCCAAGUUGUAAGCUGACCGACUUGCACUUCCGUGGAUCACUGUAAUAUCUAUGUACUUAGUUCAGUUUUUUACCUACUUAGUACUAUACAUUCCAUGAAUGUUUGUUCAGACACAAAAUAAGUAUAUAUUUAAAUCAUUUUAGUAUAAGUGUAAUAUUGUAGUGACUAUAUAUUUUUUGUAUUAUGUACUGCCAUAAUUGAAUGUAAUUAAUGUAGUAUAAUAA
Homalodisca vitripennis (glassy-winged sharpshooter) is the source of this 2116-nucleotide messenger RNA. RefSeq names its product b(0,+)-type amino acid transporter 1-like. Gene Ontology annotation, biological process: amino acid transmembrane transport. The record is from RefSeq and is a predicted model, not a curated record. Lineage: Eukaryota; Metazoa; Arthropoda; Insecta; Hemiptera; Cicadellidae. The transcript has 13 exons. Gene Ontology annotation, cellular component: membrane. Gene Ontology annotation, molecular function: L-amino acid transmembrane transporter activity. Bases 323 to 1903 code for a protein of 526 amino acids.